This is a messenger RNA of Erythranthe guttata (spotted monkey flower), 404 nucleotides long. Lineage: Eukaryota; Viridiplantae; Streptophyta; Magnoliopsida; Lamiales; Phrymaceae. The record is from RefSeq and is a predicted model, not a curated record.
GAUUACUAACUAGGGUUUGCGACUUGUCGGGAUUUGCAGGUUUUAAGAUGGAUAAUUUUGAGAUUCCAAAGGACAAAGACGACACAAAGAAAAGAAAUAGAGAUCACGAUGAUGAUGAUGAUGAUGAUGAUGAUGAUGGUGGGAGAAUUGAUGAAGAGACGACUCGACGACGGCGACGACGACUGAAACGGGGGUCGAGGUGGGAUGAAACUCCGACUCCAACUCCAACUCCGCCCCCGACUUCGUUUCUGACUCAAACUCCGUAUAUGUAUAUGCCUACUCCAGAGGAUAAAGCAAUGAGGACAUCGAGUUGGGAUGAUGGCACUAUGUAUGAAAAACAUAGUGCCAAUUCUUCAUGCUGGGUUUGCCAAUUCUUGGCUUUGUCACCAAACCAACAACAUUAA